Messenger RNA from Monopterus albus (swamp eel), 2694 nucleotides. It is a transcript of the gene sdccag8, whose product is annotated as SHH signaling and ciliogenesis regulator sdccag8. Lineage: Eukaryota; Metazoa; Chordata; Actinopteri; Synbranchiformes; Synbranchidae. The transcript is spliced from 18 exons. Gene Ontology annotation, biological process: tube formation; centrosome cycle; establishment of cell polarity. The record is from RefSeq and is a predicted model, not a curated record. Gene Ontology annotation, cellular component: centriole; centrosome. Bases 148 to 2286 code for a protein of 712 amino acids.
GGUAGUGCCUCAUUUUGUUUUUUGCCAACCGCCAAUUAACCUAAAGAAGAAGACGCUCGAACAAUGAUGGCAGUUAGUAUAGUUGUUUUGCAUAGCCUAGCGUGAUUAGUUAGUAACAUAUCGUGAAAUAAAGUCAGUUAUACACCAAUGAAAUCAUUAGACUCAGACGAGGAGGAGGCAGAGCAACUGAGUAUUUACGAAAAAGAACUGAGGCAGCGGGCCAACCAGAGUAUCCAGCAGCUGAGCAGUGCUCUGGAGCAGCUGCACCCUGAUGGAGAAGAGGUGGAGGAGGUCAGGAGGAGUGAUGGCACCAUCUUUGCCACCAUGGCAGAGGAGGACAAGGCAGCAUGGAGCCAAAAGACACAUAGCGAAGCAGUUAAUCAGCUGAAGAGCCUUCUACUCAAGCAGGGCAGAGAAAUUCCCUCUCCUCUCUCUCCAUUAAAGAAACAGUCUCCAUCCAAGAGAGUGCUACGGGAAGGAAGGUCCAGUUUGCCUGCCUUUCAAGAUUUGGUCCCCAUGAUUCAUAACCAGUCAGAGUAUAUCCAGCACUUGGAAGCUGAGGUCAAAUUCUGCAAGGAAGAGCUACAAGAGAUGAAGCAGCGGGUCAGAGUGGUGGUGGUGGAGAAUGAGAAGCUACAUUCAGAACUUAAAUCCAAAACUGUGGAUCAGUCUCUGAAAGAUUAUACAAUUCGCACCUCCACGGUGAAUGAAAGUAUGGCAGCCAACAAUCCCAUAGCCUCUAAUACAGACCACAGAAUACUGCACAGCGCAGAAGACACCACAUGGAAAAAAGAACUUGAACAGUUAAAAGUGAUCUACCAGGCCCAGAUUGACAGCUUGGAGGCACAGGUCCUCUCCUUCAGGAAGGAUUUGUUGGUCAGUCAGAAGGAGUGUGAGGAAGUGAAGGUUCGUCUGAGACACAGGGAGCAGCUGGCUGCAGAUGCACUCAGGGCUGAUGGAGCUCCACAUGUGGCAGGAUUGUGUCUGAAGUGUGCACAGCAUGAAGCUGUAUUGGCAGAGACUCACACAAAUCUGCACGUCCAGGCUAUCGACAGGCUCACAAAAGAGCGUGAUGAGUUACUGGUGGCACUGCGUGCUGUGCGGGCUAGUCAGCAGGAGGCACAACAAAGAGAGUGGUCUGCUUGUCUCCAGGUCAAACAGGCGGUCGAGAUGGCGGAAGAAGCAAAUUUGGAUAAAGCUAGGGUGGAAGUGCAGUGUGAGCAGUUGUCCAGGGAGCUGGCACGACAGAGGGAACAGCUGGAACGAGAAGCACAGGCCUUGAAGGAGAGACUGGCUGAGGCUAGAGAGGAAGGCCGGGCUGAGUUUCGCCACCAGAAGGACGAGCUGGCACAUACAGUGUCCAGCCUCUCCCAGCAUGUUGCUGAGUUGGAAGGGCAGCUAGACAGAGCUCACAGAGACAGGAACUCACUGACCAAUCAGCUGGAAGAUGCUCUUUGCAAACUUACCAGUCAGGAACAGGACAAUACCAAGGUGUUUGUGGAUCUGCAAUAUCAGCUCAGCCAGGCUCAACUGAAGAAAGGGGAGGCAGAGAGAGAGCUCAGAGAGCUCAACACUAAGACCAGCAGGCAGAUGGAAAAGGCUGCACAGGAAGUGGAAAGGCUGAGCUCAGAGCUGGUUGGCUGUCGGCAGCAUCUGGAUGUGGUCCAAAAGGACGGGAGCCAAUGGCAGGCCGAAGCCCUGGGCCUGGCGGAACAGCUGGCAAAUGCCCAGCGCCAACUGCACCUCACCAGGCGGGACGGAGAGAGUGCAGAACGGGCUCAUAAGGAGGAAAUGACAUCUGUGACCCUUUCAGCACAGGAAAGGGAGAACCAGCUGAACGUGCUGCUGCAGCAGACAGAGGCUCAACACCAGCAGAGAGUUGGAGAGUUGGAUGGUCUACUGAGUUCCCAGAAUUCCCUGAUCAGGAAGCUGAAGGAGGAGUGCUGCAAACUGGGGGUCAAACUGGAAGAGCUAACAGAGACCAGCAGAUGUGAGCUGGAGCAGCUGGGCCUGGAGAAGCAACACCUCGAGGAGACGGUAAAGAGUCUGAGAGCUCGCUGCUCCGACAUGGAGGAACAGUGUGUUCAGCACGGUCGCAUGCACCAGCGCAUGAAGGACAGGCUGCAGCAGUUGGACCGUUACUGUCAGAACAGUGCCCAGCAGGUGUGUGAGCUGCUGGCCAAACAGAACCAGCUGAUGCAGGAGAGAAACACACUCACCGAGGAGAUGCAGAACCUACGCAUUGAGCUCCCCAGCACAAAAAGAACUGUGGCUCCGUCCACGUGAGUCGGGCCGUUUCCUCCUCAUCACCUCUGCUCUGUGUGGAUCUCUAGGUUUUCACUGUGAGUAAUCUCCUGUACAACAACUUUAAACUGAGGGUGACAGGAACAUACUUUUUGUACACUGUAUAAAACUAUUUGUUAUUUGAGUUAUUAGAACUGAGACUCAUGUUUUCAUAUUAUGUUUUACUUUUGCCAGUAGUGUGUUACUGUGACUGAUGAUGUACUUAGUGGUUGGAGGUACUAGGAUGUGAGCUUUUUUUUUUAGUUGCCUAAAUUAUUGUUUCAAUACUAGGGAAGAGAAUUUUAUAUAAUCCAUGUAAUAGAAAUGUAGCACCAAGCUCCUUGAUUUGCUUUGUUUUUUCAGAAUAGAAAACCUCAAUAAUAAACAUAUAAUUGAAUUUAUACCUUUGAC